AUGACCCCUCGUCGCAGUCGCAAUGGGAUCCCCAGCUCCGCACUGCUGAUUGCGGCCAAUAUCUUGAUUCCUGCUGCCAUUCUGAUCUUCGCGACUGGCUUUUUCCCCUACAAACCGCUACUCCCAGGCCUGGCCAACUACGAGUCCGUGACCGGAUACGGUGAUCCACCGCCGGCGCCCUUUGACAAGCUCAUCUUCAUGGUGAUUGAUGCCCUGCGAAGUGAUUUUGUAUAUACAGCCGCCAGUGGUUUCGAAUACACACAAUCGCUGGUCCGCGAUGGCGCUGCUCUCCCUUUUACAGCUCACGCCACCUCUCCGACCGUCACUAUGCCCCGGCUUAAGGCAAUCACAACCGGAUCGAUCCCCUCGUUCCUUGACGUGGUACUCAACCUGGACGAAGGCGAUGAGAGUUCAAGCCUUGCGUCACAGGACACUUGGCUGGCACAGAUGAGGGCGAAGCAGACGGGGAAGCUAAUCAUGUACGGAGAUGAUACGUGGUUGAAGCUUUUCCCGGGUACGUUUGACCGGGCUGAUGGGACGACGAGCUUUUUUGUUUCGGACUUUACCGAGGUGGACAACAAUGUUACGAGACACAUAUCGGAGGAGCUAAAGAGCAACGAUUGGAACACCAUGGUCCUACACUAUCUCGGCCUGGAUCACAUUGGCCAUAAGGGAGGACCGAGGAGUCCCCACAUGAUUGUCAAACAGCGCGAAAUGGACAAUAUCGUGCAACAGAUUUACAGCGCCAUAGAAACGGAGGAGCACCUCCGCUCAACGCUGUUCGUGGUUUGCGGUGACCAUGGUAUGAAUGAUGCCGGCAAUCACGGAGCCUCAUCAGCCGGGGAAACAUCCGCAGCCUUAGUGUUCAUGUCGCCAAAGCUGAGAGACCUCAGGAAAAAUCUGUCGUCCCCCGUGCCGGAAGACGAGAGCUUCCAGUAUUAUAGCACCGUGGAGCAGUCCGAUCUGGCCCCGACGCUGGCUGCACUGUUAGGGUUCCCAGUACCAAAGAACAAUCUGGGCGCGUUGAUCCCAGAUUUUCUGCCGUUCUGGUCAAACGAAAAAGACCAGGUCCAGCUCCUCAUGAGAAACGCCCGCCAGAUCCUAGAUAUUGUUGUCGCCACCUUUGGUCAGCAAAUCCUCGAGCCAAAUUCAAACGUGGAAGCGGUGAAAGAUUCCAAUGCGGAUUAUCUUGAGUUGGCGCGGGGAUGGCAGGCCUUGGCCGACCGCUAUAGCAAAACUGUGGACGACGGCAAUUAUUCCCAGUUGAUACCCUCGAUUACGCAGUGGCUUCACAAGGCUCAGGGCCUCAUAAGCGGCAUGGCUAGCAACUACGACAUGUCAAGGCUGUUCUUGGGACAAGCAACUGCCGUGGCGGCUGUGGUUGCCGCAUUUACCGCAGUGUAUUACAGCAUCAACGACAAAGCUGUUGCGUUCGUCCCAUUGGGUGGCAUAAUCCUCCUCUAUGGGAUCAUGAUGUUUGCGAGCAGCUACGUCGAGGAAGAGCACCACUUUUGGUACUGGGCGGCGACGGCAUGGUUCAGCUAUCUUGGGUUGAGCGUGUUCAAGCGGGGUAACACCUCCGCGACUCUCUCCAUUGUCAUGCUCCUCGCCAUACGCAUCGUCAGAAGCUGGAACCAAACCGGCCAAAAAUUUGCUGGCGAGCCUGAUAUGGUCAAGAUAUACCUGCAUCCUAACCCAGUUUUGCUCUGGUGUUUGGCUGGUGCCACGUAUUUCUGGGUGCACCAAAACCUGAUCUUUGGUCUCAGUGCUUUGCCCAUCUGGUUCAGGUUCACCGUUGCGACGGGGCUGGUACUGGCGGCGUUCACGUUCAAGGUGGCCUUCACGCUGGAGGAUGCCCCGGAGCUGGUGACGGAUUUUGCGAGACAGCUGUUGUUAUUGACCUUUACCCAGACAGCGGACCUCGUGUCGCGGGCGAGGGCCGUGUUUAUAGGCGUUGGACUGGGCAUGGGAGGCGUGGUGGCAUUUAUGCUUGCCAGACAGAGAAUUUCCUGGGUUCAAUCUGGGACAUCCACCAUCCUGACCCUCCUAACGCUCCUUCUCAUUACCCAAUCCCGCGCGACCAACAUCCCCCUUUUCCUCCUCCUCAACCUCCAGUUCCGCAUCUUGCUUUCCCAAAUUGAGUCCCUCACCCCUCUAGAAGUAGCCAUAUCUACGCUUCUCCUCCAGCACGCCUCCUUCUUCGCCUUUGGCGGAUCAAAUGCAGUCUCUUCUGUCGACCUCUCCAGCGCGUAUAACGGUAUCGGGACGUAUGACCCCUUCACGGUAGGUAUUCUUACAUUUACGGGGAAUUGGGCGGGAUCUAUCUGGUGGGCUGUUGCAGGUGUGAUACUAUUACAGUCCCAGAGGGGGCACGGACGGGAACCAGGGCUCUGGAAGGGACAUGUCGCCGUCUUGACGUUGUUUGUGGCGGGGUCUGUGGCGGCGGUCAUGGCAGCCUGUACCGCCCUCCGGACGCACUUGUUUAUCUGGACGGUGUUUUCGCCGAAGUAUUUAUACUGUGUUGCGUGGAGCUUGGGACAGCAUUUGCUGGUUAAUGUCGGGAUUGGAGGGCUGGUGUAUGGCCUUGGGGUGUGGGAAAGGCAGAGGAAAUAG
Molecule: messenger RNA, 2613 nt
Organism: Canariomyces notabilis
Lineage: Eukaryota; Fungi; Ascomycota; Sordariomycetes; Sordariales; Chaetomiaceae
Product: alkaline phosphatase-like protein
Exons: 9
Coding region: 1-2613 (870 amino acids)
Biological process (GO): GPI anchor biosynthetic process
Cellular component (GO): endoplasmic reticulum membrane
Source: RefSeq, a predicted model, not a curated record